Molecule: messenger RNA, 1261 nt
Organism: Ictalurus furcatus (blue catfish)
Lineage: Eukaryota; Metazoa; Chordata; Actinopteri; Siluriformes; Ictaluridae
Gene: tmem37
Product: transmembrane protein 37
Exons: 3
Coding region: 210-914 (234 amino acids)
Cellular component (GO): membrane
Molecular function (GO): calcium channel activity; voltage-gated monoatomic ion channel activity
Source: RefSeq, a predicted model, not a curated record
GACCUGCAGGUUAAUGGUAUCUAAUUCAUACCAGUCAUGUACACGUGCAGUUUGAACAUUAUCUUCUCUACUGCUUAUCCUACACAGGGUCACAGGAAGCCUGGAGCCUAUCUCAGGGGACUUAGGGCACAAGGUGGGGGACACCUUGGACAGGGCACCAACCAAUCAUCGCAGGGCACAAUUGCGCACACAUUACAGACAAUUUAGAGAUGUCUUUGGAUUGGGGGAGGAAACGAAGAGAACAUGCAAACUCAAUGCACACAAGGCGGAGAUGUGACAAAUGUGACGUGACGAAAGAAAGAACGACUCGGAUCGGGAGUGAGGCCUUGGCUCCUGCUGCCCAGGAGAAGUCUCAUCCUUUUUUCCUGGAAGUGUUGUGUCGCACUCUUAUCAUCCUGUGUAUGGCUCUCUCCAUCGUCCUUUCCUCCAUGGCAGUGUGUGAUGGAUACUGGCUGCUGACCGAGCAGCGCAUGUUUGGCCUCUGGUUCUUCUGUGAGGUGGACACAGAGAACUCUGGUGCACCCCCUAACUGCAGCAGGCAUAUUGGAGAGGAAAUAGGCCAGCUCCUGGAGCAUGGACUUUGGCUGUGUCGCUGUGUUGCCUCUGUGGCUGUGGUGAGUGCCAUCUUUGGCCUGGAGCUGCUGGUAUUAUCACAGGUCACCGAGGGACAGGCAUCUAGGCAGCGGUGGCAUCUAGGGGCAUGGCUUGUCCUGCUGGCUGCAGUAUUGGCUGCUGCAGGGGUCAUGAUGUUUGUGUUCCUAUUAUGGGAUUAUGCUACACCUCUAGCGUUCACACUCACCUUCUGGUGCCAGUUCAAUGCAACCUUCCUCUUCUUCCUCAAUGGCAUGGCAGCAUGGCAUAUUCCGAAUAUGGCAUAUUUUCUGCCCUCCAGUGGUGAUCUGGGGAAACCGUAGGUAUUGGCCAUUUUAGACUUAUCACUGCUGGCUUAUGUACAUCAUUCACAGAAGAAAAAAACCUCAGUUUAUACCAUAAAGCUGGAUUUAUUGAUGUUGAAUUUGAGUUAUACAUACAAAUUAAAUAGUUUAUUAUUAAACUUAUCAAUAAAGACGUUUCACAAAUUCACAAUUUUAUAUCUUUGUAUGUUUAACAAAAAUGUCUCAUAUAUUUCACUAUUUCACACAAUUCACAAAGUCAGACUUUAAUAUUAUUUUAUUAUUUAUAUAUUGUACUAAACAGCAGGAAAAAAAACCCUACACCAUUACUCUAUUUAGCAAGUAAAAACAAAUAACAUGAAGCAACA